AUGCCCCUCAUAACCCUAUUCUAUCCCUCCCCGCAGCAACGUGCAGCGUGCAAGGUGACGUUCCCCCUGGUGUGGACCAACACGUGCUGCAGCCACCCACUGUACCGCCCGGAGGAGAUGGAGGAGGAAAACUCGCAGGGAGUGCGCGUAGCGGCGCGGCGCAAGCUGGAGGACGAGCUGGGAAUCGACCCAGAUACUGUGGAUGUGUCGGCCUUCACGUGCCUUGGCCGCAUGCACUACAAGGCUCCUUCUGACGGGAAAUGGGGCGAGCAUGAGAUUGACUACCUCCUAGUACUCAAGGCUGACUUGAAGGCCACUCCAAACCCUAACGAGGUGGCUGCUGUAAGAUUCGUGGAUCGAGAGGAGUUGAAGGAGCUAGUGCGCAAGGCUGACAAUAAGGAGGAUGGAGUGGUGCUGUCGCCAUGGUUCCGUCUUGUAGUGGACCGGUUCCUGCCUGCCUGGUGGGACCAUCUAGAUGCAGGCACGCUCACAGAGGUGGUUGAUAUGGAGAAAAUCCAUCACUUGUAA
Messenger RNA from Closterium sp. Naga37s-1, 528 nucleotides. The record is from the annotation of a GenBank genome assembly. Lineage: Eukaryota; Viridiplantae; Streptophyta; Zygnematophyceae; Desmidiales; Closteriaceae.